Molecule: messenger RNA, 2204 nt
Organism: Tyto alba (common barn owl)
Lineage: Eukaryota; Metazoa; Chordata; Aves; Strigiformes; Tytonidae
Gene: BTD
Product: biotinidase
Molecular function (GO): hydrolase activity, acting on carbon-nitrogen (but not peptide) bonds, in linear amides
Source: RefSeq, a predicted model, not a curated record
GGGCUCCGCUAAGGCCGCGCUUGGCGUGUGGCGGCGCGACCUCGAAGGCCUGUGGGAGCCGCCGUGCCGUAACGCUCCAGCUUCGUGAAGCUGGUCAGAGAUCGCUCAGGCGGAGCGGGGCGAAGCGCGGGGUUGGUUUAGGUGAAGACAGCCGGCACCGGGGGUUCAUGGGGAGGAGCGGGAGCGUAGUGCGAGGUGCUUUCCCCAAAUCCUCGCGGGAGGAUGGUCGCGCACCUUUUUACCUGGCUCUGCGCAUCCCGGCCACGCCACGCUGGCGCCUGUGUGAGGAGUGAGACAGCGUGUUGUGCCCUGCUCGGUGACAUGGUUGGGCUGAGACAAUUUAUGGCAUACACCAUGGUGGAUCUGCGCUGGAAGCUGUUCGUCUGCUUUUUUUGCUAUCAAGUUGUCUCAGGAAGAGUUAAGAAGGAGGGGCAUUAUGUUGCUGCCGUGUACGAACACGAGUCCAUACUGAGUCCUGACCCAACAGCACUGGUUGAUCGACAGUCUGCGCUGGAACUCAUGGGCAAAAACCUAGACAUCUAUGAACAGCAAGUAGUGGCUGCUGCAAGACAGGGGGCACAGAUCAUUGUUUUUCCUGAAGAUGGGAUCCAUGGCUUCAACUUCACCAGAAGCUCCAUUUACCCUUACUUAGAUUUCGUUCUGCAUUCACAUUCUCUGAAGUGGAAUCCCUGCAGAGAGCCGUAUUUGUUCAAUGACACAGAGGUUCUUCAGCGUCUGAGCUGCAUGGCACUGAAGAACAAAAUAUUCCUUGUGGCAAACUUAGGAACUAAGCAACCCUGUGAGCACAGUGAUCCUCACUGCCCCCCCGAUGGAAGAUACCAGUUCAACACCAACGUGGCAUUCAGGGAUGAUGGUGUGCUGGCAGCCACAUACCGCAAACACAACCUGUAUUUUGAAUAUGCUUUUGAUACCCCGCCGGAGCUGGACUAUAAACUCUUUGAUACCCCUUUUGCUGGCAAGUUUGGGAUGUUCACUUGCUUCGAUAUACUCUUUUUUGAGCCUGCCGUGAACCUCAUCAGACGAUACAAUUUGAAACAAGUUGUGUAUCCCACUGCCUGGAUGAACCAGCUCCCACUCCUGUCCGCUGUAGAAUUUCAACAAGCUUUCGCGACAGCCUUCAACGUCAAUAUUUUAGCAGCUAAUAUCCACCACCCUACCUUGGGCAUGACAGGGAGUGGCAUAUACACUCCAGUCAAAUCGUUCAUCUACCACAACAUGGAAAGUUAUGGUGGCAAGCUCAUCGUAGCAGAAAUUCCUGUGAUUACUACAGAUUAUGAAACCAACCUGGAGAGUAAUGAAAGAUUCAGAGAGAGCUUACAUCCCCCGUGCAAGACUUUCACAAGCACCUCACUGGACGAUCAAGUUUGCUUUAAGGAGGGAGAAGAGAUCCCUGGCAGAGUAUCAGAAGAAGGACACGAACAGUUACCUCCCUUGUUUUAUGCAGAAAUGAUGUAUGACAACUUUACUUUUGUUCCCGUAGGGGGGGAAAAAGGAGAGCUCCAGGUUUGUGCCAAUACCCUUUGUUGUUACUUAAAUUAUCAGAGAGCUGCUCUAACUGAUGAAUUCUAUGCCUUGGGAGUUUUUGACGGGCUCCAUACGGUCCAUGGCACAUACUACGUCCAGGCCUGUGCGUUGGUGAAGUGUGGUGGUCUCAGCUUUAGCACUUGUGGGCAGGAGGUUACAGAUGCCACUGCUCGGAUAGGUUUCCAGCUAUGGGGAAACAUGAGCACCCCUUAUAUCUUCCCUUUGCUGCUGACAUCUGGUAUUACCUUGGACUUUGCUGAUCACAUGGGCUGGAAAAACAACCACUAUUUCAUUAAGAAAAAUAGAACAUCUUCUGGCCUACUGACAGCUGCUCUGUAUGGACGAUGGUAUGAAAAGGACUAGCACAGAUAUUUGACUGAAUCAGAAAACCACUGCCUGUGUGUUAAACAUCUUCACAUAAAUUGUUGAACAUCUGUGUCCUAGAGCUUCAGGUGUGUUUGUUAUGUGACUGACUGAGGAGACUCCACAGCUGAAGUGAUAAGUGAAGCACUGAGCCUGAAGAGGCUGCAAGCACAGUCUGUACAGUGGUAGCUUAUGUCCUACCAGGAGCAAAAGAACUGCCUUGCAAAAAGAAAGUCUUGUGGUAAUGUGAUGGGAUGUUUCAUAUUGGGAAAAUAACAUUUCUCAUUUCAACCGAA